AUCGAUAGCGUCACCGCAUGCUGCCAUCCGACUGCGUAAGAAGGAAAUAGGCCCGAGAAUAUAAUUGUGCACCGAUGAUGAGGACCUUGGGCUUGAGGCCAGGAUCGGACAAAAGCUCGAUAAAAUUAGGAGAUUGCGGACUUCGAUCGAUUCAAUCGGCUUGUCCAGAAGCAGACGCGGUUUGCAGUUUCGUGGGAGACUCGGUGGUGGGGAAUUAGCAUUUGGAUCGAAGACAGACAUAACGAGUCAGGGUGUGGACAGGUUGGGCUGAAAAGUCCGAGAACUCGAAGCGUGAUGUCGCGCUCGUGUCAUCUCGCUCGUUCUCUUGUGGGUUCGAAUUCUCGCUGGAGAGAAGUGAGUGGAGGAGAACGCGACGGAAGGCGUGCGAAGGAUGAAGAGAAAUGCAGGUCCCAACUGCUCCGAUCUUGGGACAUUUCGCUAGAUCAGCAAAUCGGCGUGAAGCUUUUUGGUCUAAAGAUGACAGCGAUUUUCUCUCGUUUACCUCUUCGGCUCGGAACGAUGGUGCACAAGGACUCUGUCGAGUAGUCAAGAGCGAAGGGUCCACAGCCGGGACAAGGCUUUCCUCCACUUGAGGAGAGGCAUCUCAGAGCGCCCGGCCCUAAUAGGAUCUUGGUGCGCCCCGAGCAGCACCUUCUGCCCAGCCAGCGAGCCAGCCGGCCAGACAACGAGAUCCCCAGUGCCCCACUGAUGGUGCCUGGAAAGGAAAGACCGGACCUUAGCUAGCUGCCGCCCUAGAGUUGGAGAAAGUCUGUUCGUACGAGCUCGGCCUGGGACCCGGCUGUCCGAAAUGAGUGAAGGCGUCGCGCCGUCUCGCACAAUGAUGCAAGGCAUCCCCGGUACGAGCGGCAGCGGCUGCUUUAGGAAGAAAAAUCGCUCCGUUCCCUCUCGAAUGUCUUGUAAAUGUAAAGCAAGCCUUCACACGACGAGGAGACUCUCGGAAGAUGAGUGUGACGGUAGCGGUGAAUUUUUGGAAUUGGCAGGUGCCUCCAGGCAACAGCAAGGCGACAACACGCGUUGCCUCUAGACAGGAAUGGUGGGAAGCAUCGACAUGAUGAGGGACGAGGACUUCACAGAUUUACAUUGCGUGUCUCAGAGACAGCAUGAUGAUCGCGGGAAGAUAGACAGAUAGAUAGACAGAAGUAGCUUGCAGGCAGACCUUUCCCUAAGGACGUAUAAUUGGUGCAAGUCUGGGUUCGAAAAGAGC
Messenger RNA from Marchantia polymorpha subsp. ruderalis, 1225 nucleotides. Lineage: Eukaryota; Viridiplantae; Streptophyta; Marchantiopsida; Marchantiales; Marchantiaceae. The record is from the annotation of a GenBank genome assembly.